AUGGCUCCCAAUAUUGGUGCGGACAUAGAGAUGAAUGGACUCAGAACCUCCGCAGAUGCCCCGAGAGCAACGACAGAAACAAAAGAGUCAUCAUCUGUCAUCAAUGUAAUUGCCAGCAAUGAGUACUUGGAGGACCAGGACGGUCAGUUAUUGUCGACCAACUCAACACGCGGAGAUGCUGUCGAUAUGCAGCGCAUGGGAAAAGAGCAGGAGUUUGUCCGCAGAUUUCGCCUUCUUUCGAUGGCAUCAUUUGUUGGCUUGACUACCGUGUCGUGGGAAUAUGGAGUCUUCACUUUAGGCCCGGGAUUGUUGAAUGGAGGACGAGCUGGUCUGAUCUACAGCACGGCCUGGAGUUUCGUUGGUUUCGGACCGGUCUAUCUCAGUAUGGCUGAGAUGGCAAGUAUUGCACCCAUUGCUGGAGCUCAGUACCACUGGGUGAGCGAAUUCGCGCCGGAGAGCUGUCAAAGAAUUCUCAGUUACCUGGUUGGGUGGUUAUCAUCGAUUGCCUGGCAGGCAGGUUGUGCCGCUGGAAUGUUCUUAGUCGGUGGCUCAAUUCAGUGCAGCAUUAUCGUCGCUAGGGAGACUUAUAACCCGACUGCAUGGCAAAGUACGCUCCUUGCCCUUGCUGCUGUUGUCAUGGCUUAUCUGGGCAAUGUCUACGGCGCUCGAAUCUUGCCAUAUUGGCAGAAUGCGAUCUUUGCAGUUCAUAUCCUGGCGUUCCUAGCAUAUAUCAUCCCCAUCUGGGCGAACGCACCUCGCGCUACAAAUGAACAAGUAUGGGGCACCUUUGAUGCCUCUGGCGGUUGGAGCACCAUGGGUCUUACCAUUAUGGUUGGCCAGUUAACAGGCAUUGCAAAUCAAUUGGGGGUUGACGCGGCGGCGCACAUGGCAGAGGAAGUGAAAGACGCUGCCAAGUCGGUCCCAAAAGCCAUGAUUUCCACUUACCUUGUUAACUUUGCCUGUUUAUGGCCUCUGGUGAUAACGGUCUGCUAUCAUAUUCCUUCUGUCGAUGACGCCCUUGAAGAUGCAACAGGAUACCCUGCGAUGUAUGUCCUUCGACAAUCAAUGUCGCCGGCUUGGGUUAUCGUCAUCCUUGGAAGUAUCGCAUUCAUCAAUGCUGCCGGCAACAUCACUUACAUGGCGGCAGUGACUCGCGACCUGUUUGCCUUUGCUCGAGACAACGGUCUCCCAUUUUCGGCCUGGAUACGUAAGGUCGAUGGGAAACGCGAUCUUCCUGUCAAUGCCGCUAUUCUCACCAGUGCUGUCUCGUCCUUAAUGGCAUUGAUCUACCUCGGAAGUGAAGUAGCUUUCUAUGCUAUCAUCUCACUCUAUACUACGGCUAUACUUUCCUGCUAUUGCCUUUCCAUUGGCAGCCUGCUCUGGCGAAGGAUAUAUCACCCAGAUACGAUACCCCCCGCAAAAUUCUCGCUUGGUCGGUGGGGUCUCAUAACCAACAGUUUCGCCGUUGUUUGGUGUGUGUACUGCCUCUUUUGGUCAGUCUGGCCACAGGAAUAUCCGGUGACGGUGACGAACUUCAACUGGGCAUCCGUGAUCAUCGGUGUGACCAUGCUGGUAGCGAUGAUUCACUUCUUUUUGAAGGCAAAGAAUGUCUAUAUUGGACCUGUGGCUGCCGUACAGGGCAGGAAGGUGCGAAAGGCGUGA
This is a messenger RNA of Exophiala bonariae, 1662 nucleotides long. RefSeq lists its product as uncharacterized. The record is from RefSeq and is a predicted model, not a curated record. Gene Ontology annotation, cellular component: membrane. Gene Ontology annotation, molecular function: transmembrane transporter activity. Lineage: Eukaryota; Fungi; Ascomycota; Eurotiomycetes; Chaetothyriales; Herpotrichiellaceae. Bases 1 to 1662 code for a protein of 553 amino acids. The transcript is spliced from 3 exons. Gene Ontology annotation, biological process: transmembrane transport.